Salvelinus sp. IW2-2015 is the source of this 1770-nucleotide messenger RNA. NCBI's taxonomy places the organism in Eukaryota, Metazoa, Chordata, Actinopteri, Salmoniformes, Salmonidae. The record is from RefSeq and is a predicted model, not a curated record.
UACGCCCUGUUCAUUUCAAUGGGUACGCACCUCGCCUCAUCCGAUCCAACUCUUCUGCCUUGGUUAGCUGCUGUGCUUGUAACUGGCUAGCGUUAGCUACUAAGCUCCUGCUUAUCGUGUUUUUGACGAAGAUCGAAAGAGUGCGUAUGAUUUGGAGGGACUAUAUUGUAUUUUCUACCUGGGAAUCCUACACGACUUGGAUAUAAUACGAAGAUUUUGGCCGUUUGGAUCGUGGAGUUCGCUUGUCUUGACUGGUUUGGGAAAAUCCACUGCCUAUCAAAUAACAGGUCUUUAAGAUGCUACAGUAAGUGUGGAGCUGAAUCCUAGCUGAAGCCUCAGCAUGUCUGUCCUGCUGACGGUGGUGGUGAUGGGUGUGGUGGGGUGGGGGGCCGUGGUCCAGGGGGCUCCGUGUCCCGGAGGGGGCCUGGCUGACUGCCCUACCCAGCAGAGCAACACCUCCGGUGGGGGUAAAACCUCCAGGGACUACUGCUACACUGCCCGUAUCCGCUCCACCGUGCUCCAGGGCCUGCCCUUUGGAGGGGUGCCCACCGUCCUCGCACUCGACUUCAUGUGCUUCCUGGUACUCCUGUUUGUGUUCUCCAUCUUGAGGAAGGUAGCGUGGGACUACGGCCGCUUGGCAGGCUCGUAUUUGUUACGACGUGGCCAAGCUGAUGUCCCUCAACUCAGAAAGGAAGAAGACUGAACGUAGCAUGAAGUUCUUUAAAGACCUACAGUCCAAGGAGCACAUCCCCUCCAUGAUCAACCCCAAACCCUGUGGACAUCUCUGCUGCUGUAUUAUCAAGGGCUGUGAACAGGAGGAGGCAGUGAGUUACUACACCAAGCUGGAGUCCAAGCUGAAGGAGGAGUACAGGAAGGAGAGAGAGAAGGUCAACAGUAAACCACUAGGAAUGGCCUUCGUUACGUUCCAGAACGAAGCCAUGACCGCCAUUAUCCUGAAGGACUACAAUGCGUGUAACUGUCAGGGCUGCCACUGUCAGAGGGAACCCAGGUCUUCCUCCUUCAGCCAGCACCUUCACACGUAUUCCUGGACGGUCGGCUACGCACCAGACCCACAGAACGUCUACUGGGAGCAUCUGUCAGUCGGAGGGUUCCCCUGGUGGCUGAGAUGCUUCAUCAUCAACUGUAUCCUCUUCCUCCUCCUCUUCUUCCUCACAACCCCCGCCAUCAUCAUCUCCACCAUGGACAAGUUCAACGUCACCAAGCCUGUCGAGUACCUCAACAACCCCAUUGUGACCCAGUUCUUCCCCACCCUGCUGCUGUGGGCCUUCUCCGCCCUGCUCCCCACCAUCGUAUACUACUCGGCCUUCUUCGAGGCCCACUGGACACGGUCUGGAGAGAACAGGACAACCAUGCAUAAAUGUUACACCUUCCUCAUCUUCAUGGUCUUACUGCUGCCCUCUCUAGGACUCAGCAGUCUGGACGUUUUCUUCAGAUGGCUGUUUGACAAGCGCUUCCUGGCCGACGCUGCUGUGAGGUUUGAGUGUGUGUUCCUGCCUGACAACGGGGCGUUCUUUGUGAACUAUGUCAUCGCGUCGGCGUUCAUCGGUAACGCCAUGGAUCUGCUGAGGAUCCCUGGUCUGCUCAUGUAUAUGACCCGGUUGUGUCUGGCUCGCUCUGCUGCCGAGAGACGCAACGUCAAGAGGCACCAGGCGUAUGAGUUCCAGUUCGGGGCGGCUUACGCCUGGAUGAUGUGUGUCUUCACUGUGGUCAUGACAUACAGCAUCACCUGUCCAAUCAUCGUCCCCUUCG